Messenger RNA from Gasterosteus aculeatus aculeatus (three-spined stickleback), 1387 nucleotides. RefSeq names its product adenosine deaminase tRNA specific 3 (gene adat3). Gene Ontology annotation, cellular component: cytoplasm; nucleus. Gene Ontology annotation, molecular function: tRNA-specific adenosine-34 deaminase activity. NCBI's taxonomy places the organism in Eukaryota, Metazoa, Chordata, Actinopteri, Perciformes, Gasterosteidae. The record is from RefSeq and is a predicted model, not a curated record.
CAUUUUAGUCGGCUGCACAUGCACGUCAGCAUGGAGUUGUGACCGAGCUUCCUGACCAAACGGUAUUUUCAUUUAAGUUUUGAUGUCGAAGGAGGAGGCAUGGAACACCCAGCCUGUAUUUUGGAGGAUUUGAAGCAGUUUGUCGUUAACGAUGCCCCACCAACAGUGUAUUACCUCCCAGAUUUCAUAUCGGAAGACGAGGAGUCUUAUCUGCAACAGCAGGUGUACAAGUCUCCCAAAACUAAAUGGACUCAGCUGUCAGGUCGAAGGCUUCAGAACUGGGGAGGGUUACCACACCCCAAAGGAAUGCUGGCAGAGAAGAUGCCCGACUGGCUCCACACAUACUGUGGGAAAAUUUCCUCUUUGGGUGCAUUCAGCGGGAAAACCGCCAAUCAUGUGUUGGUGAACGAGUAUAAAGCAGGAGAGGGCAUUAUGCCUCAUGAGGACGGCCCUCUGUACCACCCUACCGUCACCACCAUCAGUCUGGGCUCGCACACCCUCCUCGACUUCUACGCGCCCGUCAGCAUCCGGGAGGGCGACGCCCCGCAGACCGAGGAGAACCGCUUCCUCUUGUCCCUGCUGGUCAAGCCUCGAAGUCUCCUGAUCCUGCAGGAUGAAAUGUACCAGCGGCUCCUUCACGGCAUCCAGCCCCGUGCUCAGGACGCGCUGACGGACAAGGUGGCAAACCUGUCCGCUGCCGGGGCCUCGCCAGGGGAGACGCUGACCCGGGGGACACGGGUGUCACUGACCGUACGACAUGUGCCCAAAGUUAUGAAGACGAAGCUUAUGCUGAGGAGGAAAUGAAGAAAGACUGCAUGAUGGCUUGAUCGUUUGUUAUGGUGCUACAUUUGUCAGCAGGAGGCUGCUCUUAAGUGUAUUUCACCCGUAAUCGAUCAUGAUUGAGCGGUGAUCUCACUGCUGUUAUUUUUAAGUUCAGGAUGUAUGUAGCAAGUAACUGCAGAAGAACAUUGAUGCCUUUUAAAUUUGGUGUUUUUAAUUGCUGAAUGACUUAUCAAAUUGUUAGAACUAUAAGAAAUGUUUGUUAAGUCUUGCAUUACGUACAUAAAAUUCACCAUUAUGUGUAGGCUUAUGCAUUGUUUACUUUAUGGAUGUAUUUAACGGCUACAAAUAAGAGUCUGCCGGAUGUAUAAGAAUGGCCCAAACAAGUGGUAGAUUUAUGAUUUUUCUAUUGGACUGGCAGAUAAGUAACAGUGAAGACAUGUUUUGAGUAAUUGAAACAUUGUUUUGACAUCAUGGCAUAGUUGGUUCUCAAGAGAACACUGACAAUUAGUUUUUUCAACUCUAAAAGGUUCUGCUCCAGUAUAUAAUAAUGGUCAAAACAGUCAGACAUUGUUUGCCAUUAACAAUAAACCCGUUUUACAACCAA